AUGAAUAUUUUACAAUAAAAAUCAAGUUAAGAACCCUAAGAGACCAUUUGUAAAGCUCACAACCUGGAAUUGAUUGCAAUUGACUUAGACAUGUCUGAUAAAUCAUAAAUUAAGUUCUUUUGUGGUAAGUGUUUAGUUGAUAAAUUAAAUAAUAAUAAAGUGACAACCAUUGAGUAGUCAAAGGAAAGAAUCUAAUAAAUAAAGACUUAAUAAAAAGAAAUAGAGACUAAAGAGAAUUAAGCAAGACUCAGCUACUAUAAAAAUAUUUUAGAUUAAAUAAUGGAUUUUAAAAGAUUUAUGGAUGAUUCUUUAGAAAAGAUUCAUAAGUAAAUAUAAUAAUAUAUGUUUCCAAUUUAAAAAGAAAAAUUAGAAUUACAAGAAAAAUAAUAUCAAUUAAAUUAUUUUGAAGAUAUCAAAUAAUUGUCAGAAUUAUAUUCUAACAAUUAAUAGAAAUCAAAUAAUUUAAUUGAAGAUAAUCAUUUUGUGGAUGAAUUAACAAAAUAAUUUGAAUUAUUAUUUAAUAAUGCUGAAUAUUUUUAGACAUUAGAUACAUUUAAGAAUACAAAACAAAUUAUUAAAGAUCUAAUGGAAAAUAAUAUUAUUGAAUUACCACCAUUAUUAUAGACAAAAAAUGAAUAUGUAAUUAAUAAUUUAUAUUAUUAAUUUAAUAGAAAACACCAAGCUUAAAUAGAAUUUGUGUGAAUCAUAAAAAAGAAAUUAUUAUGAUUGAUAUGGAUUCUUAGUCUAAGAAAAUUGAAGAUAGAUUUGUUUGUGUUGAUUGUAUUUCUGAAAAUCCAUAAAUUAAAUAUUAAACAAUUGAAAAUAUUAAUAAAUAAUGGAUAGAUUACAAUUCAGAAUCUUACAAUAUAUUAUAACAAUAUAAAAAGGAAAGUAAAAAUAAAAGAUGUGAUUUAUUUACUUAAAUUUCUUAAAUGAGAAAAAAUUAUAAUUAAAAAUUAAAUGAAAUUAGUGAUAAAGUAAUCUCAGAAUAAUUCUAAUCAAUAAAUAAAAUUAAAUACUAGAAUUAAAUAAAGGGAGUUUCAAUAUAGUCUUUAGAAGAUGAAUAAUUAUUAUAAGAUUUAAAAUAAUUAAUUGAAAAAGAAAAAGUUACUUAAAAUUAAACAAUUACAAGCUUUAAAAAUAAAGAAAUAAUUUUUCAAAAAGAAAUGGAAAAUCAUUUAGAGUCAUUAAAAUAUGAUUAAUUAGAUAUUUAAUAAUCAAUAGAUAUAAUCAAAGAAACACCAAGUAUUAAAUUUUUUUAAUCUUAUUAUUAGUUGAAAGAAAUUUAAUUUUAUAAAUUUCAGAACUUAUCACAUAAUUAUCUAAAUGUACAUAGACAAAGGAUUAAAAUUAUCAAAAUUAGAUUGAAUUUAUUAAGGAACUCUAAGAAUUUAUUGAUUAGGCUAAAAAAUACUAAUGUUAAAUAAAUUUAUUUGAUUAGACUAUUACUUUAGUUUAAUAGCAUUCUAAUAAGAUUGAUUAAAUUUAAUAACUAAUUUAAAAUUAAACUAACAAUUAAGUUAAUAAAUAGGAAUCAAUAUAAAUUCUAUAUUAGAAUCUAUCUAAAGUAUUAAAUGAUUAUAAUAUUAAUUUUGAUAACAAAUGUAAAUAAAUGAAGAAAUAUAGUAAUUUUUAACAAUUAGAAUUGGAUUUAGUAAAAUUUAGAGAACUCAACAAAGAUCUAGAAAUUGAAGGUAAUUUUAUAAAUGAAUCAAUAGAAACAAAUUUACUUAAUCAAAUGUCCAAAUAAUUAGAUGAGAAACAUUAAGAAUAUUAAAAACUUUUAAAGGAAUAGCAAGAUUAGAGUAUUAUUAAUUGAAUGUUUUAGAUUAAAGGAAAAUCGAUGAGAUCAAUGCAUCAAAGGUAAAAGAAAACUCAUUAUACAAAGAGUAAUUUGAUCAAAAAACCUAAGAAAUAAUAAAUCUGAAAAAAUAAAAUGAAGAGGAUAGAUUAAAGGCUAUUAAGACUAUAGAAGAUCAAAGUAUUCAUUAUUCUUAUUACAAAUAGAAAACAAAGAAAUUACAGAAAUGAAUAAAAGAAUCAAUUAAAAGGAAUCAGAAUUACAAGCAGUUUAAAAACAACUUGAUUAGAUUAAUCAAGAAAAGUUACAAAAAGAAAAAUAAUAAAAAUUAGAGUUAGAAAAAGUAAACUAUAACUUAAUAAUUAAUCAUAGAUUUAAGAAUAUAAUAAAAGGUUAUCAUUUUCUAAUACUUAUAAGAGUUCAAUUUGUUAAAUAAGUGAAUUUGGAAAAGUUGUUGAAUCUAGUAGUAUUAAUAAUUAUUGUCUUUGUGAAUAAGCAAUUCCAAAGAUUGGGAAAACAAUGUUUGCAUUCUAAAUGCUUAGUGGAACAAGUAUUCGUAUUGGAAUUGGAUUCAGAGAUAUUAUAUAAAAAAAUAAUUAUUAAAAUUGUGGAUUUGGGUUUGGGUAUUAAAUAUUAAUCAUAAUAGAUCAUAUUUAAUACGUUAAGAUGGUUAUACAUUCUCACAUCAUAAUAAAGAUGUAGACAAUAAAUAAUUAUCAUUCACUUUUACAAGUAAUGAUAUAAUAAUAAUGGAAGUUAGUAUUGAACAUAAAUAUAUUAAAUGGACUAAAUAAAAUAAUCCAUUUCUAAUACUUGUAACUAUCAAAUCUAUUAUUAGUAGUAGCAAAUAGAUACAUCAAUAUCAUAAGAAUUAUAUCCAUGUGUUAAUAUUUAUUAAUCUAAACUUAAAAUAUUCGAUAAUAUUCCAAAUUUAUAAUUAAAAUGA
Paramecium pentaurelia is the source of this 2747-nucleotide messenger RNA. NCBI's taxonomy places the organism in Eukaryota, Ciliophora, Oligohymenophorea, Peniculida, Parameciidae. The record is from the annotation of a GenBank genome assembly.